GUUUCCUCUGCCGCCGAUGACGAACUUGUCGUCGAUGCCGAUGCUGCUUCCAGUGCCUACUGGCACAGGCGCGUCGCCCAACACACAGUGGUAUACCCCUGCAUCGUGCAGUUUGUUGGCGCCGCCGACGGGGGCUAUGGCUUCGUCCUUGAGCACGUCGAACCCGUCCCUGAAUGUGCAUGGCUCGUCUAACGGCGUUUACGCAUCGUCUCCGAACACACUCGCCCCGCCACCUAACGUUUACGGUGCUCCUUCGCCUAACUCGUACGGCGGUGCUUCGUCAAACUCGCACGGUUCGCCCUCGCCGAACGUGUCUCUUCCAAGUACGACGUAUGUUUCGUCUUCUACUACCGCCCCUACGACAAGCGCGCCCUCUGCGCCUGCCCACUUGUGUCACGCGCCUUGGCUGGCACCUCAAUCCCUAGCAGCGACACCGACCCGUCUAGUCGUGCCUUCGGCCACGUACGCCUCGUCUUCCGCAACGCAUCGCUCGUUUACGGAGACCCGUCACGAGCCCGCGGCGUCGCAUCGUGGACCACCCCCAACUCCCUUCACCGCCUUCACCUCUCCCUACGCCAUCGCUAUGCCAGACCAGCCCGAGCCCGUCAUCCCCGAGCGGCCCUCGCUUGAGCCCCAGACGCCCUUCAGGUCGUUUUCCCCGACGUCUUCAAGUUCUCCGUCGCCGACACCCUUCGCGCGGACACCCUUCCCGAAAAUGGCCCCUCCGUUGCCCCCGUCUUCGGAGCCAGUAGAGGAGAGGGGUCACGACAACAACUCCGGCUGGGCAUCGAGCUGGGUGGACCCGCAUGCGGGGUGGGGGAAUGGCGAUGCGUAUGCUGAUUGGGAAGCUUGGGAUUUGGGGACUAGCUCGCACUCUGGCGAGAGGGAAGGGCUCACAACGGCCGGUGGUGUGACAGCGAAUGAUGCGCAAGGGUCGACCUCCCUGUACGAUGCUCUGUUCGGCUCGCCGGAGCGUGCACAUGAACCGACGAGCGGAGGACAUGCGACCACGGACAAGAAGGUCGCGUUCGCGAGGAUUUCGGAGAGCGAUUGGUAUCCUCAGUGAUUUGGGUGUGGUGAGGGUACAGUAUAGCAUCGAGUUCAUUGCAAGUCUGUAGAGUAUGUCGACAUAGUAAAGGUACGGUAUGUAUUUGUAAAGUCUGUUGGUAUCGGUGGACUUGCUUGUUGUUUUCAAGGGAUAUACCUGUAAUCUUAUAUGCCCUCCUGAUAUUGCUCACUGUUAUGCACUUCUUCACUUA
Molecule: messenger RNA, 1259 nt
Organism: Schizophyllum commune H4-8
Lineage: Eukaryota; Fungi; Basidiomycota; Agaricomycetes; Agaricales; Schizophyllaceae
Exons: 1
Coding region: 35-1066 (343 amino acids)
Source: RefSeq, a predicted model, not a curated record